AUGCGCUCGUUGUUGGUCCUUCUCAUCGCUUCGUCGGUCGCCUUCGCCGCCAUCGUGCCGCCGAUGCAGGCGAGCCUCGAAUGCAUCACGUGCGUCGCCACCGUCAAAGGUGUCGAGGCCAAGGUCUUCAAAGAGGGAGACGAGAUCGGCGAGAAGGAGGUCCACACCAUCUGCAUGGACGUCGUCCCAGUGCCAGCCGCCGAGAAAUACUGCGAGUCGUACGGCGACAAAGAGGUCGAAUUGAUCAUCUCCGAUCUCAAGAAGGACGUCCCACCAAAGGACAUCUGCAAGAAGAUGCACAAAUGCUAA
Messenger RNA from Caenorhabditis bovis, 309 nucleotides. NCBI's taxonomy places the organism in Eukaryota, Metazoa, Nematoda, Chromadorea, Rhabditida, Rhabditidae. The record is from the annotation of a GenBank genome assembly.